Messenger RNA from Centropristis striata (black sea bass), 5221 nucleotides. RefSeq names its product mucin-2 (gene phc3b). The record is from RefSeq and is a predicted model, not a curated record. NCBI's taxonomy places the organism in Eukaryota, Metazoa, Chordata, Actinopteri, Perciformes, Serranidae. Gene Ontology annotation, cellular component: nucleus; PRC1 complex. Gene Ontology annotation, molecular function: protein binding; zinc ion binding.
AUUAUUAUUAUUAUUAUAUUUAUAGCUGACAGCUUCACCUUUCAUUUGCUGCUGGUUAUAAUAUUCAACAUAAAUAAUGCCAGAUAAAUGUGUUAAAAGUGUGCCAACCAACCAAACCAUCCCCAGUAUAUAAUGAGAGGUUAUGGUGUUAUUGUAUGAUUAUAUAGUAUUUAUUAGUAUCAGUAUGGAGUAGUUGCAUAAAACUAUAUAUUUCAUUUAUGCAACUUUGAUAACAUGUACCACCUGUGAUUGUGUGUUUUUGUGCUGCUGGUUACCAGAUGAAUAAAGCGUCUAUCUAUCUCUAUCUAAAAUGGAAAUACUCCAGUAAAGUACCAGCAUGUCAAUAAGUAUUUAAGUACAGUAAUAAAGUAUAAUCCGCCGUGUGACCGUGUUGAGCAGCCUGUGCUCGUGCAGCCUGGCUGUCUCAGUCUGUGCGGUCCUCCUGAGCUCUGAGUGGUGCUGUCUCGCCUUUGUCGCCUUGUGAAAACUGCCUUCCAUUGCAUUUCUCCACCAGCGGACUAACCAGGCCCCUCGCAGCCGUUUCACGGUGGCCCCGAGCCGGGCUGAUUCCCACCACAGACCCGGCAGGUGUGACGGUGGUGGAACACCGGAGACCGGCGGGCACCGGAGCCUUCUCUGGCUGCUGGAUUUACGGAGAGCUCCGCGGGGAAAAGCCCGGGAUGUGAUGAAAUCCUAAUCAAAGUGCGACACAUAGACACACACACACAUACACAAGCUGAUGCACAUCAUAAACGGGCCUGCCUUCAGUACAACUUUGCGUUUUUCGCCUCUCUGCGGGGGCUAAAGGCGGAUAACCAGAGGUGAGGCUGCUGGAUUAUUGUCUGGGGGAGGGUGACGCGCACUUCGCAGCAGCCCCUGCGCUGUCAGACGAGGAAGUGAGGCUUCAUACACGCCCAUUUCAGCCUGUCGACCCUGCUAAAAAAGCCCAGAGCCGCUCAUCAGAUAACAGCAACAGACUUUAUAAACAUGCGUUCACUUUCGGAUGGACGACAGCGGGAAUAAGCUGCAGGACGACGCCGAUCUCCGAGGUGUGCUGAAGUCUUGAAGGAUGGACCGGGAGCUGCUCCGUCAGAGCCAAUCAGAACACGGCGAGGCCACCAAUGGAACCAGCCCUCAGACCUCCGACCCCUCCACCCCGACGACCCCCACCCCUCCUCGGCUCACGCCCAACCCCAUGCUCCUGGACUCCCCCGCCCCCACGCUGACGCCCACCACCUCCUCCCCUCCUCCCCCUCUCACCCCCGCCCCCUCCGUCGUCUCCGCCUCCCACGUCCCCAAGGUGGCGGCGGCAACAGUCGGCGCUCCGUCUCCCCACAUCCUCGUCCCGGCUCCCCCGAAACUCACCUCCACCGCCACCCCUGCCCUCCGCACGUACUCUCGCCCGAUCCUUCCCUCCCCGACGGGCGUCUCCAAAACAUCUCCCCCCACACAAACCUCCUCCUCUCCUCGCCCUCCUCCCUCCUCCUCUUCCUCCUCCUCUUCCUCUCCUGUUGCAGCCAGCACCACCUCGCCCCUCCUCUCUUCUUCUGCAACGCACAGCAGCUCCAACACGUCAACCAAGACCUCCACCAGCCUGACCAAUGGGAACACGAGGCCCGUUUCCACGCCGACCUCCACGCCAAUCACUCCCUUUCACACACCAGCCAGUCCACCUGGCCGACAGGUAACACAGGCUCAUCCUGUGGGCACACCUGGUCUAGUGCGAGCCAAUCAGAGCCCCUCCCCUGUCAGGCAGAGGGUAUCCCAGCAGACACUGCUCCUGGGGAAAGGUCUCAAAGGGUCUGGACAGGACCAGGUGCUGCUGAGAGCUCAGAUGCUGAUUCUUACGUCUGCUAUGCGACCUGCCCUGUCCUCCUCUUCUUCCUCUUCCUCCUCCUCCUCUCCUCCUUCCUCUAACCCCGCCUCCGCUCAGCUCCAGAGUCUCACCCUGAGGCCUCCUCCCCCCGGGGCCCUCACCAUCCCCCCCUCCCUGCGCCUCAAGCCCCCCUCCUCGGCCCCGCCCCCCCUCUCUCGCCCCCACGCCCCCCUCUUCCCCCCUCUCAGGCCGCGACCGCAGCCCUGCACCACGGCAACGGAGAGCCCCAACACACCCAGCCGCCACCUCUCCGUCCCGCCUCCAACUCUCUACUCUCCGGUGCGAGCCGUCCCUCUGAGGCCCAGACUUCACUCUCCAAACGGUCACCGAGCGCCGUCGCCGCGGCAAUCCUCGACCCUCCAACCGAUCGCUGCUGCCCCGGCCUGCCAGGCGUCCCCCGCCGGCAGGCCGCUGGCCGGACUGAAGAGCUGUCCGUUAGCUCAGAGCGUGCUGGGGCCCGGCCCGCCGCAGCACGUCUCCAACCCCCGCUCUGCUUCCUCUCACUUCGAGCGCUCGCCGUCUGCGGCCAGGCAGCUGCAGAUCAUCGCCCUCUCCUCGGGCCGCCAGACGCAGCCGUGCACGUACACCCACACCGUGCAGUCGGCGCCUCCUGUCGCAGAGCUGCCCGAGCUGCCCGGCCAAUCAAAGAGGAGGCCGAGCGGCGAAGACGUGCUUCCUCUUCCUCUGAACCCCUCGUUGCCAAAAAACUCCUCUCCCCUGCCCUCGCCUCCGUCUCUGCUGAGCCCGGCGUCCCCCCCGAGCCACGCCGCGCCGCAAACACAAACUCUGACACAGAAACUGGAGGUGAAGGACGGCGAGGAGCAACGGGAGAGAGGACGAGGGGCGAGACACGGAGGCAGAGAGGAGGCGAGGGACCUGAGGACGGAGAGAGACGACCAAAGAGACAAAGGGAAGGAGGAGAAACAGAGACUGUCCCCGGAGAAGGACGGAGGCCUCGCUGGUCAGAAGGAGCAGCAGACGGACAGAGAGGAAGAACAGAUGGAGGUGACGGAGGAAGGCCAGGAGAAGAAGAUGGAGGAGGAGGAGGAGGAGGAGGAAGGAGAGACCGCCAUGGACCAGUCGGAGAACCUGACCACUCAGAUCCUCCAUCAGCACCACAACACGGAUCCUGUCACUGUUAAAGACUCCAGCGUGGAUCUCAAACCCAUCCUGGGUCUCAUUCCAGCUCCAGUCCCACUCCAAACCCCAACACCACUCCAAACCCCAGUCCCAGUCCCUGUCCCAGUCCCAGUCCCAGCACCAGUCCCAGUCCCAGCACCAGUCCGAACCUCAGCUCCAGUCCCAGCACCAGCUCCGGUCCCACUAACAAUCCCAGUACCAGCUCCUGUCCCACUAACAGUCCCAGUCCCAGCUCCGGUCCCACUAACAGUCCCAGUCCCAGCUCCGGUCCCACUAACAGUCCCAGUCCCAGUCCCAGCUCCGGUCCCACUAACAGUCCCAGUCCCAGUCCCAGCUCCGGUCCCACUAACAGUCCCAGUCCCAGUCCCGGUCCCAGAGGUCUCUGUCCAGAGUCAGAGGCUCCCAGAUCCUCAUCGAGACCUGCAGCCGGUCGGCCAGGAGGACUUCUGUGAGAACAUGUCGACGCAGUCAGACAACCAGUCAGCCUUGUCCAGCCUCUCCUCCCAGUCCCCCCCCUCCUCCCCCUUCGUCCCCCCCUCGGCAGAGAACCCGCCCCCCCUCCUCCCGGCGGCUCGGACCCCCGCCCCCCCCGACCUCAGCCUGCCACAGCACGAAGCCGACAAACGAGACAAACCCGCCGGAGACCCGCAGCGGCCGGACGCGGAGACGGAGCCCCUCGGCCAAUCAGGAGACGAGUCGGAGAGUUUCGGCCAAUCGCUGAGCAGCCCCUGGGAGCCGAGGGCGUGGCCUGAGGGGAGGCAGGUCCUCACUCACCUGGUGGAGGGGUUCGUCAUCCAGGAGGGACUGCAACCGUUUCCUGUGAACCGCUCGUCGCUGCUGGUUCCAGAGCAGGUGACCAAACCGGAGGAGGUGAACGGGACCAAUGGGAGCGCAGAGCUGCCGGUGAUGGACACGACGAAGCCAGCCGAGCCCUCCACCGAGGAGGAGGAGGAGGAGGGGGAGGGGGGGGACACGGACGACCCCGCCAACAGGUCGGCCCACAGGGACAGGACGGUGCUGCACUGCCAGUUCUGUGGGAAGAGAGGACACGCACACAACUUCAUGCGGUCCAAGCGCUUCUGCUCCACUUCCUGUGCUCGCGGGUUUAACGUUCGCCUGACGAAGAGGCUGCGGGCGCUGAGUGCAGGCAGCCGGUCGGAGAGGCCCCGCCCCGCCCUCAACAGGGCGGAGUCCGUCCCUGGGAAGCCUCUUUUACUGCGACUGCCUCGGGACCUGUGGAGCGCCGGGCGGCGUGAGAAGGAGGGGAAGGAGAAGCCGGCGGCGGCAGAAGAAGAAGAAGAGGAGGAGGAGGAGGACAUGGAGGGAGGAGGGGAGGAGGAGGACGAUGACGGCGGGGAGGAGGACCCUGCCAUCGCCAUGACAGCCAGGAUGGAGCGGAGGGCGGCGCGGAGGGCGAGGAGGUCGUCUGCGCCCGCGCUGACCACCUCCGUGACGCCCACCACCACGUUCAAACCCGCCCCGUCCCAGUGGAGCGUGGAGGAGGUCACGGCCUUCAUUCACAUGCUGCCAGGCUGCAGCGACGUGGCCGAGGCGUUCCGGCUGCAGGAGAUCGACGGCCAGGCUCUGCUGCUGCUGACCGAGGACCAUCUGAUGACCAGCAUGAACAUCAAGCUGGGGCCGGCUCUCAAGAUCUGCGCUCACAUCAACGCUCUGAAACACCAAUGAGAGAGAACGAGAGGAGAGUCUGGUUGAAGAUAGGAGAGAGUUUUUAUGAAAAAAAAACCAACAAAAACAAAAAGCUGACACCAAGGAUGACAGAACAAAGUCACAAAAAGAGAUUCACGGUAAUUUAUGAGAUUAUAAAUCGAGGUGUGGCCUUAGGAGACGGAGACAGAAGAGCCCAGAAGAAGUUUCAUCCGUUUGGGGCCGUCAGACUGUAGCAGAGACCGACCGGGGGGGAUUUUUGUAACUUUGUGUACAUUUUACAUGCCGCUGGAGAGUGUAAAUUUGAAGCUAUUUCAUGAAGGAUUUUGAACAUUUAAUAUAUAAAAUUUGUCUAUUUAGUUUUUUUAGAACGUGACGUCAACGACAAAUCUAUCCAGUAGCUAAACAUAACCGGUGUGUGUAAAAAAAAAAUAAUAAUAAUACGUAGACUUUGUAAGUGAUUAAUGAAAGUUUAAUGUUUUAUAUCACUAUAUUCUGGACAAAAACAUGUCUGUGGAUUAAAAAAAAAGAAGUCACUAU